CGCCCGCCGCCGCGCUCGCUCGGGGUUGCGGCCGUCUGAGAGAACUUGGGAGCCCCUCCAGGAGAAGAAUUUAAAGCAAGGAGAAGAAGGGGGAGAAGCGGAAGAAGCAAGUGGAUAAUGUCAACCCCGAGCAGAUUCAAAAAGGACAAAGAGAUCAUAGCGGAGUAUGAAAGUCAAGUGAAAGAGAUCCGAGCUCAACUCAUCGAGCAGCAGAAAUGCCUGGAGCAGCAGACUGAAAUGAGAGUGCAGCUUCUUCAGGAUCUGCAGGAUUUCUUCCGCAAGAAGUCAGAAAUUGAGAUGGAGUAUUCCCGAAACCUGGAAAAAUUGGCAGAGAGAUUCAUGGCAAAAACGAGAAGUACAAAGGAUCAUCAGCAGUACAAGAAAGAUCAGAACCUCUUGUCGCCAGUGAAUUGCUGGUACUUACUCCUGAACCAAGUGAGAAGAGAAAGCAAAGACCAUGCAACGUUGAGCGAUAUCUACCUGAACAAUGUAAUCAUGCGGUUCAUGCAGAUAAGCGAAGACUCCACCAGAAUGUUCAAGAAGAGCAAAGAGAUUGCAUUUCAGCUUCAUGAAGACUUAAUGAAAGUUCUUAAUGAGCUUUACACAGUCAUGAAAACAUACCACAUGUAUCAUGCAGAGAGCAUCAGUGCAGAAAGCAAACUGAAGGAGGCAGAGAAGCAAGAAGAAAAACAGAUUGGGAGGUCAGGAGACCCUGUUUUUCAUAUUAGACUAGAAGAAAGGCACCAGAGACGGAGCUCUGUGAAGAAGAUUGAAAAAAUGAAGGAAAAACGUCAAGCAAAAUAUUCUGAAAACAAGCUGAAAUCUAUUAAGGCCCGUAAUGAAUACCUGCUCACCCUUGAAGCAACCAAUGCUUCUGUUUUCAAGUAUUAUAUUCAUGACCUUUCGGAUUUAAUUGAUUGUUGCGAUCUUGGAUACCACGCUAGUCUGAACAGAGCCCUAAGAACAUACCUUUCUGCAGAGUAUAACCUUGAAACUUCCAGGCAUGAGGGCUUAGACAUCAUUGAAAAUGCAGUUGACAGCUUGGAGCCACGAAGUGACAAGCAGAGAUUCAUGGAAAUGUACCCCACUGCUUUUUGUCCACCAAUGAAAUUUGAGUUCCAGUCUCACAUGGGUGAUGAGGUUUGUCAGGUCACUGCCCAGCAACCUGUGCAAGCAGAGCUUAUGCUUAGGUAUCAGCAACUACAGUCGCGACUGGCCACACUCAAAAUAGAAAAUGAGGAGGUUAAGAAAACAACAGAGGCUACACUGCAGACAAUACAAGAUAUGGUCACCAUUGAAGACUACGAUGUGUCAGAAUGUUUCCAGCACAGUCGCUCAACAGAGUCUGUGAAGUCAACAGUCUCCGAGACAUACCUGAGUAAGCCUAGCAUUGCAAAAAGAAGAGCUAACCAGCAGGAAACAGAGCAAUUCUAUUUCAUGAAGUUCAGAGAAUAUCUGGAAGGUAGUAAUCUCAUCACAAAACUUCAAGCAAAACAUGACUUGCUGCAGAGGACACUUGGAGAAGGUAAAUGUCACAGGGCUGAGUACAUGACAACAAGGCCUCCAAAUCUUCCCCCUAAGCCCCAGAAACACAGGAAGCCCAGACCCCGAUCACAGUAUAGUGCUAAGUUGUUUAAUGGUGAUUUGGAGUCAUUCAUCAAGGAUUCAGGACAAGUCAUUCCUCUCAUAGUGGAAAGCUGUAUCAGAUUUAUCAAUUUAUAUGGUCUUCAGCAUCAGGGAAUUUUCAGAGUGUCUGGUUCCCAGGUGGAAGUCAAUGAUAUUAAAAAUUCAUUUGAGAGAGGUGAAAAUCCUUUGGCAGAUGACCAAAGUAACCAUGACAUUAACUCAGUUGCUGGAGUACUGAAGCUCUAUUUCCGAGGGCUGGAAAACCCUGUCUUUCCUAAGGAAAGAUUUAAUGAUCUUAUUUCUUGUAUCAGAAUAGACAAUCUCUAUGAGAGGGCUCUUCACAUCCGCAAACUCCUCCUUACUUUGCCCAGGUCGGUCCUUAUAGUGAUGAGAUACCUCUUUGCCUUCCUCAACCACCUUUCACAGUACAGUGAUGAAAACAUGAUGGAUCCGUACAACCUGGCCAUUUGUUUUGGGCCAACCCUGAUGCCUGUUCCAGACAUACAAGACCAGGUGUCUUGUCAGGCACACGUGAAUGAGAUAAUCAAAACUAUCAUCAUCCAUCAUGAGGCUAUUUUUCCAGAUGCUAAAGAACUUGAUGGCCCAGUGUAUGAAAAAUGCAUGGCUGGAGAUGACUACUGCGACAGCCCAUACAGCGAACAUGGUACAUUGGAGGAAGUGGACCAGGACGCUAGUACAGAGCCCCACACCAGUGAAGACGAGUGCGAGCCCAUAGAAGCUAUAGCCAAGUUUGACUACAUUGGAAGAUCUGCACGAGAACUCUCUUUCAAGAAAGGAGCUUCCCUUCUGCUCUAUCACCGAGCAUCUGAAGACUGGUGGGAAGGAAGGCACAACGGAAUUGAUGGCCUUGUCCCUCACCAGUACAUAGUGGUGCAGGAUAUGGAUGACACUUUCUCAGAUACACUGAGCCAAAAAGCAGACAGUGAGGCCAGCAGCGGACCCAUAACUGAGGACAAGUCAUCAUCCAAGGACAUGAACUCUCCCACUGACCGUCACUCUGACGUGUACUUAGGAAGGCAAAGAAAGAGAUCAGAACCUCCACCUCCUCUAAGACGCCCUGGCAGGAGCAGUGAUGGUCACUGCCCAGUACAUCCACCUCACCCUCUCUCCAACUCAUCCGUGGAUCUAGGUUCCCCCAACCUGGCAACUCACUGCAGUCCCAGAGCCCUCCUUCAAAAUCGCAACCUCAAUGCUGACAGCCCUGAAAGGCGGCGUAGACCCGGACAUGGCAGUCUCACUAACAUCAGUAGGCACGAUUCUCUAAAGAAGAUUGAUAGCCCUCCAAUUAGAAGAUCUACAUCAUCUGGUCAGUAUACAGGUUUCAAUGACCAUAAACCACUGGACCCAGAGUCAAUAGCUCAGGACAUCGAGGAGACAAUGAACACAGCACUGAACGAGCUCCGUGAGCUGGAGCGGCAGAGCUCGGCGAAGCAUGCCCCUGACGUCGUGUUGGACACCUUGGAACAAAUGAAAAACACCCCCACGCCUGCCACCUCCACAGAGUCGCUCAGCCCUCUCCACAGCGUCGUUUUAAGGAGCUCCGAGCCUCAGAUCCGCCGUAGCACUAGUUCUUCCAGUGACACCAUGAGUACUUUCAAGCCCAUGGUGGCCCCUAGAAUGGGAGUGCAGCUGAAACCUCCUGCUCUUAGGCCAAAACCUAUUGUUCUUCCAAAAACAAAUCCUAGCAUAGGGCCUUCCCCUCCUUCCCAGGGUCCAGCUGACAAAUCUUGCACAAUGUAGACAGCUCGGCCACCCACAGUGCCCGGCUGGGGUAUGCUAGGGAAAGGGAUGGAUUAACGAUAGAAGUCAGGGCUCCAUAACAUCGUUUGUUCAUGUUUGUAACUGGAGAGCCUUUGUUUUUCAGUGUUUUUGAAUGUAUUGUCUGAAACUAGCUACAUUAACAUGGGCAUUUGUAUUUUGUAUGGUUUCAAUUAAAAGACAAACUGGACAAUUGUGCAUCAUUUUAAAAAACAAACAUAGACUUACUUGAAAACCUGAUGCUGCACCAUUUGUAAUAAAAACAGCACGGAUCACAAACAGCUUGCCAUGUUGUACCAUACUUCACAGUCUUACUGUAGCUAUAUAAUAAGAGAUCCUGCACAAAACUAAGGGGCGGGAGGGUCAGGGGAGGUGGGACCUCUCAUUUCUGGGUCACCAAACCAAAUUUCAAGCAGGUUAGUGAGAGCUGAAAUCUAGCACGUGAGGAUUAAGUGUCUGUGUGGAAUAUCUAAGUCAUCUCGGGCCACAUUUCUUAUUUAAGACACACCAGAAAAAAAAAACCCAAACCACCAAACCCUCACAAGUCUCAUAAUUGGCACCAAGUUUUAGCUUUCUUGUUGGCAGUCUCACUAGAGACAAGCGCGGGAUGGAUCUGGAGAUCACAUUGCUCUCACCGAUAAAAAGCAGCAUUCCAGGUCACAGCUAAAGCACAUCUCCAGGAUAGUAUCUAGAAACUCCUUUUGCUGCCCUCUGUAAUAGUGUACAUUUUCCCAUGAAGCUAGACUUUCAUUCCCUGAUACCACGUUGUUCACAAAAGCUAAAUUCAUUUGAAGUUCAUAGUCGAGCGAGCCAGGCUUUGGGGAGUACGUGAACCUGUUGGU
Molecule: messenger RNA, 4247 nt
Organism: Haliaeetus leucocephalus (bald eagle)
Lineage: Eukaryota; Metazoa; Chordata; Aves; Accipitriformes; Accipitridae
Gene: SRGAP1
Product: SLIT-ROBO Rho GTPase activating protein 1
Exons: 22
Coding region: 118-3387 (1089 amino acids)
Biological process (GO): negative regulation of cell migration; signal transduction
Cellular component (GO): cytoplasm
Molecular function (GO): protein binding; GTPase activator activity
Source: RefSeq, a predicted model, not a curated record